AGGGGAGGGGAGGAGAGGGGGAGAUAACUCAGUAUGACAUACAUAUGCACAAGCAGCAGAAGUUCCGCAGCGCACACGCACGUUUUCACCAUGUAGAAGCAGACACACGGACUCCUCUUCCUCUUCAGACUUGGAACCAGCAUGUACCCUGCGCUGCUCUGACUGGAAACAUUUUCUCUGCACAGAUCAAAACGAAAACGCAGGAGCAGAAAAUGGCAGUCGCAGACAUCCUCUUCUUCACUUUGUGGAUCGCCACAGUCUUCACCGCCGGACUCGGAUGCCCUGAGCUCUGUACCUGCUCAGAUAAAUACGGCCGCCAUUUUGCUGAAUGCUCCUACAAAGACUUAACUGAAAUCCCAGACGGUUUGCCUCCUAAUGUGACAACUGUGAGUCUUUCUGCCAACAAGAUCAGUUGGAUACCACUGGGCAGCUUCGACAAUGUCACCCGGGUGACGUCGCUUUGGAUGGCCCACAAUGAGAUUGUCUCUAUCGAACAAGGGUCCCUCACGCCUUUGGUUCAUCUGCGUAACUUUGACAUCAGCCACAAUAGAAUUGUAAACUUUCCUUGGGAGGAUCUGCAGAACCUCACAGGGUUGCAUAUGUUGAAGAUGAACCACAACGAGAUGGUCCACCUGCCAAGGGACGCCUUCUCCAACCUCAAAGACCUGAGGUCCCUCCGACUCAACAACAACAAAUUCAUAACCAUAACUGAAGGGACGUUUGACGGUUUGGUGUCUUUGUCCUACUUGCAGGUUUAUAAAAAUCCUUUUGCAUGCACCUGCUCCCUCAACUGGCUCAGAGACUGGAUUACAACAGCCACCAUCUCAGUCCCGGACCAGCAUUUGAUCAUUUGUGCAACUCCACAGAAACUUAGAGGCGAAGUGAUCGUAAAAAUGCCCGAGUCAAAGUGCACAGGCACAAAUGUGACAAUACGAACCGAGCCAAAUAUCCACAACACGACUUUCUACGAGGGCAGCACGUUGGUGUUGACUUGUGAAUUCACAGGAAACCCAAAGCCUCUGGUCAUGUGGAAUAUUCACAGCAAAAGCCAGAAGCUAGAACUGGCUUUGUCCUUCACUGAGGAUGACUCGGCAGAAUCAGAUGAGGACUCCUUACUGUCCUAUAAUCCGGUCAAAGUCUUUAAUAAUGGGACUCUUAUCAUUUCACACCUCAGGAAGGAAGACGGCGGCAAUUACAGCUGCUCGGCCACGAAUGAGUAUGGAAGAGACGAAGAUUCAGUGUCAGUGGAGGUGGUGCCUCCACCUAAACCAACAUCCGUAAAACAAAUGACCACAACACCUGCUUACGCUAAAACCCACCCAUCUACACAUCAAACAGACAAAACGUCUGUUUUUGAUUUUGUGCGUAUCCCUGAUUUAAAGAGAAAAGACAUCAUGAACAUCACACCCACUUUCCCGCCCAUAGAAGAGAUCCAGUCUUCCGAGGAGGCAACAACGUAUCCAUCGCAUGUUAGUAAAUGUGGAGUUACGGCUAACACAAGAUACAUUUCGAGCUAUGUCUUUAACGGGAGCCUGGAUGAUAUCAAGCAGUACACAUUUGACUUUGGCGUCAUUGCAUUGGGGGUGUCAGAAACAGAGGCAACAGCGCGACUCAAUCCCCUUCUCAUACCCAGAGACAAGAACGCCAAUCGGGCCGCCAACGCCGCCACCACAUCUGAUGAGAACGUCAACGCUGACAGUGAAGAGCGUCACGGCCUUUCAGAUGUUGCCGAAAAAGUCAAUUCAAAUGGCUUGUAUCUGUGCGUCACUGCCGACCACAAACACUCAGCUGUGCAGUGGUCGAGGAUCAAAGAGGGCGUCAACACGUAUCUGUUCAGCGGUUUGCACCCCGGCACAAAUUACUCCCUCUGUCUGACCUACAGAGGGGAGGACUGUGAGGUCCAGGUGCUGUUCACCACCAGGAGGAGGGUACCGAACCUGCUCAUCAUCAUCUCCGUCAGCAUCUGCCUCCUGACCGUGUCCACUGUACCUCUCCUCGGAGCGACGUGCUUCCACCUGGUGUACAAAUACCGCAGCAAGACCUACAAGCUGAUCCUGAAGGCCAAAGACCAGUACCACAUGGAGAGGAACCUCGCCGCCAACUUUAACAUCCGUGCACCUCACACCGAGUCUCAGAGGAAGAUUAACGGCAGCCAGCUGGACAUUGAGGAGGGGGAGACGGAGAGCAGAGAUGGAGAGAAAGAGGCGGAUACAGAAGAAAGUAUCAUGACUGAGUCCUUCUCUUUGUCUCAGUGCAGGGGGAAUUUAGACAACUGUGAGGUCGGAUCUGAGUAUAGUGAUAGGUUACCUUUGGGAGCUGAAGCAGUGAAUAUUACAAGCAACUACAUAUAUCCAAAUCAGUAACUAUUGACAUUGUUUGCAGUUUACUUUUGCAUGUGGUUAAAGGGUAGAACAGGAUCAUUUUUCAGUUUGCGCCGAUGGUUUAGGUUCCCUGUAGCAGUGCAAAGGCAGCCCAGACAUAUUGCUUUGCUCCACAGUGAUCUGACAAGACUCAAAAUACAUUUGCUUUACUUGCACAGCUGCAUCAUUCAGUCACUAGACAGGCUACCAGCUGCAAGGCUCUAUCAAUUGUCAGUGGAUGUUUUCCAGACAUUUUGUUUUUUCCAGAGAUUCUAGUGAAAGCUGAACUAGGCUGUGUUCACCUUGUUGCCCAUAUUUUGUUUUGUUGCUGGAUAUAUCCUUUCAAAAUAGGCAAUUUGUGAUGCAUUUAUGUACAGUUCUGAAAAACAACUUUCAUAAACAACGCUAGAGAGCUGGUUAUCUUAGCUUAGCACAGAGACUGGAAACGGGGGUAAACAACAGCUUUAGUUGGCUUACUAAAAAGCACACAGAAAGUAUGCACCUUAAACACAGCUGUACAAUUCUGGAUCCAGAUCUGUACCAAAAUACACAUAGUGAUAGACAAUCAUGGGAUGCAUGAACCAGAUAUUUUUCCAAUAUAUUUAAGGAAGUACAGUAGUUCAUAAGUAACAAAAACGUUCAAAAAUACCCCUGUAAAAUAUUUCUGUAUCUGCCCAUGUUCUUCGGUCCAACUAUCGACCAAAUUUCUGUAAAAUCUGUUUUAAAUUAUACUUGAAUGAUAGAAAUGCAGAAGAAAGGAAUUUUUAGAAAAGAAUAUAACGUCCUAAUCAGGGUUAUAAUGAAACAGUAAACAGGCUGUUCAUUUGUGCUUUUUGUGUGUAAUUUGUCACAGUGAGAGACCAUCGAUCAUACAGCUGCAAAAUUGUGUAGCAGCGUUCAGUUUGAUUAGCUGGCAAAAUGUUCCUGGAGACGAUAAAGUCAACCCUGAAAUAAACAAUAAAGGGGUCCUAAAUUCUUUCAAACAUUCGUUUUUUAUCAACAAAGCAAACUCCUCGAGGAAGAAAUGGAAGUUUCUGCCAGAAAACAAUGUUGCAAAAUGUUUCAGUUAUAAUUUGUAUUAGUCAUAUGUAGGUUAACACAGGGUCGGUAUAAUGAAAUGUAUUGGAGGAGAGAACAGGUCAUUAUAAACAUAAUUAUUGCUUCUGUCUAUUUAUUAAGAGCAUCUUUGUUAAAACCUGUUCCUAAUAAAUUGCUAAUGAGUAAAAAGUUGAUGGACGCAAAAGAAAUGCCCUGAUUUCUGCCAACUGGCGUCAGGAUGAGGACUAACGAGGUUGGACAGCAAAAAAAGAUGCGUUGAAUUAAAUGUAACAAAGCUUGCAUAGCUAACUUAUUAGGAAAUACUGUAUGUCAACUACAUGUAGGAAGUAGUAAAUGGGUUAACUGUAACUAAAAUGUACCUAUAUUCUGCUUUAAACUACUUGCAGUAAAUCUGUGCUGUCUUAGUAGGAGUGCAAUCUAAAAUACAGAAACGUAAUCCUGUCAUACGGGAAUUUAAAUGUAAAAUGUAAAACUGUGUUGUUUCAAAGAGAACAGUUGUGUCCUGCAGCUAUGAGCUUGUUGUCCAGUUAUACUGUGAACAUUCCUAUGAAGAUAACUGUUUUCAUGUUGCCGGUCAAAAUGUGGACAAUACUAUCCCCCGAGUCUAAUGCAGUGUGUAACAGUACAAGCACUUCUGAGUGCUGAAGUUAUUGCCUUGUUGUAUCUGGGUCACCCUGGUGUAUGUACAGUAUUAGACCUGCAUGCUGCCUGUCGUUGUGAGUCGCAGUAUGCCGUCUCUUGUGAAAAUACUCUUGACUUGAAGAGUAACUUUGGGUCUUUGUUUGUCUUUCUUUUCUGUUUUAUACCCCUGUAAUAAAGGAAGUAGUAGGAUUUACCAAAGUGUUUAAAUAUCCUCUCUAACUCUCCUCAUCCUAUGUGCCUCAAUAAAGUUUUAGGAAUA
This is a messenger RNA of Sander lucioperca (pikeperch), 4320 nucleotides long. RefSeq names its product immunoglobulin superfamily containing leucine-rich repeat protein 2-like. The transcript is spliced from 2 exons. Bases 45 to 2363 code for a protein of 772 amino acids. Lineage: Eukaryota; Metazoa; Chordata; Actinopteri; Perciformes; Percidae. The record is from RefSeq and is a predicted model, not a curated record. Gene Ontology annotation, molecular function: protein binding.